Pestalotiopsis fici W106-1 is the source of this 402-nucleotide messenger RNA. RefSeq lists its product as uncharacterized. The transcript is spliced from 2 exons. NCBI's taxonomy places the organism in Eukaryota, Fungi, Ascomycota, Sordariomycetes, Amphisphaeriales, Sporocadaceae. Bases 1 to 402 code for a protein of 133 amino acids. The record is from RefSeq and is a predicted model, not a curated record.
AUGCAAAACACUCCAAGGGCACCCAAUAACACAACUAUCGGAACAGCAACACCAAUAGCGAUUUUUGCGGAUGUCGACAGCCCGGUCCGAUCACUGCUGUUGUUACUGGAAGGGGUCUCCAACGAGGAUGAGGGUUCGGAAGCGCUGGCUGUCGAGGCACUCUGGGGUAUCGAAGAUGUAUCAAUCGAGUUUGUUCGAGACGAGUCUGUCGUAAUGGGCGCGACAUCUGAAGCACGCACUAUCCGUAUUACACUUGAAACCACCUCCGGUGAAGCGGUCAAGGCCGUCAAGCCGAGGGCAGCAAAUUGCAUGAGUCUCAGCCGCCCCGGCGCCCAGAGUAACCUCACUGGUGCAGGCGACGGUGAAGGACUCUGGACAAUACAGGCCGGGAGAAAAGUAUGA